AUGGAUCCUAUUAGGGCUGCUGCUCCUUUGCUAUGGUUUUCCCUGUGCUUUGGGAAUAUUCUGGAGGCAGCGGUACUUGGAUCAUUGCAGUACCCCUCUAGCGCAGAUGAUAACGGGCUUGUUUCACAUCUGGAUGAGCAGAGUCGGAGAAAGCCGAUCGCGGUGUCCAGGAAAGACCCUCCGAUAAAUGAUACUAUCGUCCCCCAUGACUAUAUGGUAUCGCUAUACAAGACACUCUCUGAAAUAGAGAGAAGAGGUCUUAACAGCAGUGUUCCUCGCUCCGCAAGACAUGCCAACACGGUGACCAGUUUCGUGGAUCAAGGAAAAGACCCCUCCUCCUGGGGAAGUAGCCAGCGCUAUCUCUUCGACCUCUCCAGCCUGUCCAGGACAGAUGAGAUCGUGGAGGCAGAAGUGAGGAUCCUGAGAAAGCCACCACUGGAUCGCCUCCCUAUGCUGACAUGGGGCAGGACCCUUUAUCGCCUCCUCCUCUACACAUGUUCCUCUAAGGGGAACUCUGGGAGACGGCUGCUGGACUCCAGGACAGUCCAUGUUCUGGACCGCCAGCCUCCCAAAUGGGAUGUAUUUGACGUGUGGGCCAGCGUGAAGGCUUGGAGGAGGAGCCACAGGACAGCAACGGGCAAUGACCUCCUCGUGGCCUGCUUUGACCUGCUGGUUGUUUCGGAGUUGACAAAAGAGGCAGCCAACCCUCUUACAGUAGGGCUGGGACGCCGGUCUCGGCAGCCCCAGGAGAGGGCCUUGCUGGUGGCUUUUUCUCGCACCCGCAGGAAAGAGAACCUGUUCAAGGAGAUCAGGGAGCAGAUGAAGGCAGUGCGAAGAGACUUGGGUUUUCUGGACCCUUCGGACCUCUCUGGUGAUGUGAUUGGUCACCUACCCAGGCGACGCCAUCGCCGGACUGUCCUCACCGGCCAAUCUAUAGGCGGAGCUGGUGGGGGAGGAGGGGAAGGUGGUGGUGGAGGAGGAGGAGGAGGAGGAAGGGGAAGUGGAGGCGGGGGGCGCAGGAAGACUCGCUGCAGCCGUAGGCCGCUCCAUGUCAACUUCAAGGAGUUGGGCUGGGACGACUGGAUCAUCGCACCGCUGGAUUACGAGGCGCACCACUGUGAGGGCGUGUGUGACUUUCCGCUGCGCUCACACCUGGAGCCAACAAAUCACGCCAUCAUUCAGACACUUAUGAACUCUAUGGACCCUGAAUCCAGCCCGCCCAGCUGCUGUGUCCCCUCCAAACUCAGCCCCAUCAGCAUCCUCUACAUUGACUCUGGCAACAAUGUGGUCUACAAGCAGUAUGAGGACAUGGUGGUGGAGAGCUGUGGCUGCAGGUAGCAUAGCAACAGAGAUGGGUGGUGGUGCUAGUCUUGCGUGGCGCUAGUCUCGUCAUUCUGGAAUUUUGGACUGGGGCUUGCAAAGAGCGGAAUUUGAAUGUUUUGUGGGAAAAUACGUUGGUGGUUUAAAGCGCUUCUUAACACUCGCCUCCCCCUAUCUCUUCCCCCUAAACCAGCUGUAUUUUGUGAUUUGUUGAAAAAAGUACAGACAAGUAUGCUCAUUACUGAUCUGCCUCUGCUUAAGGGGAACAUAAUCUUA
This is a messenger RNA of Oncorhynchus masou masou (cherry salmon), 1596 nucleotides long. RefSeq names its product growth/differentiation factor 6-A-like. Gene Ontology annotation, biological process: BMP signaling pathway. Gene Ontology annotation, cellular component: extracellular region. The record is from RefSeq and is a predicted model, not a curated record. NCBI's taxonomy places the organism in Eukaryota, Metazoa, Chordata, Actinopteri, Salmoniformes, Salmonidae. The transcript has 2 exons. Bases 1 to 1338 code for a protein of 445 amino acids. Gene Ontology annotation, molecular function: cytokine activity; growth factor activity.